Molecule: messenger RNA, 2156 nt
Organism: Amoebophrya sp. A25
Lineage: Eukaryota; Dinophyceae; Syndiniales; Amoebophryaceae
Source: the annotation of a GenBank genome assembly
GAGACAGCUCGAAGUGACCAAAGUGUAAGGUCUUGAAGGUGUUCCACUUCCCGACUUGGCGGCUUGAUGUGAAUCAAUCGGCGCACUUGAACACGAGAAGGAAGAGCCAAAGAGCUCAAAGGUCAAUCAGCCUUGCUUAUCAUCUUGAUGGUCCUGGAUCCUUUAGGUAGGAGUAGUUUGACGUGAGUGCAGUUCGUGAGAGAGCACCAGCGUGACUGUGCUCGAUUGAGUUGGAUUCUAGUGGUGUUCAAGCAAGAGCUUCCUCCUUCGUUGUGGUUUGCCGUUCCUUGCCUGUCUUCCUCCGGCGGUACGAUUUGGGCAAGAACUUCUACUGACCUUUCUACGGUUUGGCGAACCUUUUGGGCAGUUAGCAACCUACAGGAGAACACAACAUCCAACAUUCUACUCCUACCUUGAAGCAGAACUUGUGGCUACUUCUUCUACCACUACAGAACAAAAACUUCUGCUGCUUCAGCACUAGACUAGUUAGCAACACUUGUGUUCCUGUUCGACGUGUUCUAGUGUUCCCCCGCGGCUACAGCAAAGACGUCGUCAUCUACCUGGCGUCUGCCGCCGAUAAGCGAGAAAAAAGACUGGGACGCAUGGGCCCACUCUGUCAAGAUGUUAGUGCGUUCAGUCGGAAUUUAUCCGCAAUUCAUCAACCUGGUGGAUCAUGAAUCGAACCAGAUCGAGGAUGCUAAUCCCCUCCUCGAUGCAGCACAGCUGGAAAAAUAUUUGGCCAUGGAAGCAUCACUUGCUACAGCGGUCCAAGGAAAAGCCAAGACGAUCACUGUCAAUGCUGGUUGUCUCACGUUCCUGGACACUUACCGUCAGCUGCGCAAGCACUUCAGCACCAAUCAGCAGAUUGACAAGAUGAAGAUGAACAACGAACUUCAAAAUGAAAAGUUUGAACUCAGUAAAAACAGCGACCUAGAAGUUUGGACUUACGACCAGUAUGCUAAGGCGCAACGGGUCGGAGCUCCAAUGCUACCAGUAGACCGGGUCGAGGUUCAGAUGAAGCACAUCCUGACCAAUCUUCUUGAUCCGGCACUAGAUGACAAGAUGGCUGAGUUCCGCCAGAAGUUCGAGACCAUGACCUGGCAACAAAUGCUGGCUGAGGCUCAAGACUACGUUAACAGCGGUCAAGCAGGAAAGCAGAAGGAAAUCCAAGCACGGAUGAACCUUGCGACCGUGUCCAACAACAGCAACGGCAACAAUUCUGCACUCAGCAUGAUGUGUUCUAGUGAUCCGAUGCAGAAUAUGCUCAUCCAGAAUCAGAACAUGAUGAUGAUGAUGAUGAUGAUGAACAACAGCAACAUGAACACUCCGGGCGGUGCCUCUAGUUCCAAUCCAAAUGCCUUCUUGGCUGGUGGUGGUGGAAGCAGUUCCUCCGACAGCCGCUGGUGUACCUUUUGCAACAAGCCGCGUCACACCGAUGACAACUGUUUCCGCAAGAAAAAGUGGCUACAGCAACAAGCUGCUGCGGCAGCCACCAAAGGUAGCGGCAAAAGCACGAAGAAAGGCGGUGGCGCACAACAGCAAAAAGGAGGUGGCAAGAACCAGCAGAAAGCAGGUGGAAAGCCAAAAGGACCAGCACAAGUGAAGGGCAGCUGGAAAGGAAAGGCGAAGGGUGUUUUCAAGAAGCACUGAGCCAACAACGAGAAAAAGGACUGCCUUGGGGGCAGCUGAAAGGAAGCUACGUGCUUCGGAGUGUCUACACAAGCUGAACCAACAACAAGUUUCUCAACAAAAGAGGACAGUUAUAACAUGCUGAAUGUGUCUUCGAACUCAGAUAGUUUCUUCAGUCAUAACGUGUCUAAAAGUUCAACAUAUCACUUCAAGUCAUACAAUUCAACUUCUUCAAAUUUCAAAUAUGUAGCUGUAGCAUGUUACAACUGUACACAGCACGACCAAGAACAACAAGACAAGCCCUUUCCCCUUUGCUACCCCUGCGAGGUACCCCCUGAAGAACAAAGACAAAACAUGGACUGUGAGUCCUAUUCAGACAAUUUGCUGCUGACAACUGAUUUUGACUCCAACUAUUUCAGGACCAGUGAUCAGAUGGAUGAUAUUGACUAUGACCCAAAUAAAAGUGAACUAUUUUGCUGUCAGAUCGAUGAUAGCUUAGAUGCGAUCCGUGUAGAGAUAAAUUCGGC